Molecule: messenger RNA, 330 nt
Organism: Knipowitschia caucasica
Lineage: Eukaryota; Metazoa; Chordata; Actinopteri; Gobiiformes; Gobiidae
Source: the annotation of a GenBank genome assembly
AUGAGAGCCUCAGAACACAGUGGCUGUGCCAAACGAGGACAGAGCAGGAGGAGGUUCUGCCAGUGGAGUAACACAGAAACAGAUCCCAAGGUCAGUGAUCUGGGGACUGUCGUGCACCGGGAAGAGCGAACGCGUGGACAGAUGUCAGGAGUGAUGAGCGUCAGGCGUGACAAGCUCCGGCUUGGCUAUCACUUACUACUUGGAGCCUGCAGUCGGCUCCAGCUCAACUGUCUGUCACUCGGCUCCUGUGUGACCCACAUGCAGGCCCCAGACACUGCAGAGUCUGGGGCCUCUUGGGUCGUGGCCUCGCUGUCACAUGACGAUGCCUGA